UAUAGGACUUGAAAUUUUAAAAAUAAAUAAUGGUGGUUAUUAAUGAACUUUUUAAUUUAAACUCAAUUAUUCUAUGAAGAAGUGAUUCUUUGAUAAAUAUUGGGAUUGUAUUGUCAGUAUUUAAGAAGUGGAUUAUUUACAGAUUUAAAAGACUGUGUAUUCUCGAAGAUUUGAAUAUGGCAACAAAUAACGUUGAAAAAGACAAGACAUGCCUGGAGAAAUUGAUGGGAAAAAUGACAGAUGCCCAUUUUCCUUACUGUCAGGAAGUUGGAAAAUAUGAAAAGUUAGCAAAGAUUGGACAAGGAACAUUUGGGGAAGUCUUCAAAGCUCGUCAUCGUGAAACAAGAAAAGUAGUUGCUCUGAAAAAGGUUCUGAUGGAAAAUGAGAAAGAAGGGUUUCCUAUUACAGCUUUAAGGGAGAUAAAAAUUCUUCAACUUCUAAAGCAUGAAAAUGUUGUCAACUUAAUUGAAAUAUGUCGAACAAAAGCAACUUCUUUCAAUCGCUGCAAGUCAACAUUUUAUCUUGUUUUUGACUUUUGCGAGCAUGAUCUGGCUGGCCUGUUGAGCAAUGUCAAUGUAAAAUUCACCCUUGGAGAAAUUAAAAUGGUUAUGAAACAACUUCUUAAUGGUUUAUAUUUUAUACACAGCAACAAAAUCCUUCAUAGGGAUAUGAAAGCUGCCAACAUCCUUAUUACUAAAACAGGGACACUUAAAAUUGCUGAUUUUGGUUUGGCUAGAGCAUUCAGUGCUAUCAAGAGUGCUGAUAAACCAAAUAGGUACACAAACAGAGUUGUCACUUUGUGGUAUAGACCUCCAGAGCUUCUCUUGGGGGAAAGAAAUUAUGGACCUCCUGUUGAUAUGUGGGGUGGUGGUUGCAUCAUGGCUGAAAUGUGGACUAGAAGCCCAAUUAUGCAGGGUAAUACAGAGCAGCAUCAACUAACAUUGAUCAGCCAGCUUUGUGGCUCCAUUACUCCUGAGACAUUUCCAGGUUGUGAAAAGUUAGAUUUGUGGACCAAAUUGGACCUUCCCAAAGGGCAGAAGCGUAAAGUUAAAGAUAGGUUAAAGGCUUAUGUGAAAGAUCCACAUGCUUUAGAUUUACUUGAUAAGUUAUUGACCAUUGAUCCUGCAAAACGAAUUGAUAGUGAUACAGCUCUGAAUCAUGACUUCUUUUGGACUGAUCCACUUCCAUGUGAAUUAACAAAAAUGCUUCAACCUCAUACUCAGUCUAUGUUUGAAUAUCUGUAUUCAAGGAAGAAAGAUAAUGUCAAACAUCAUGGUGCAGGCCCAUCUCGAGCACACCCUACUGCCAAUGAUGGGCAAUACCAUGACAGAGUUUUCUAAAUGAAGUCUUACCUUUCAUGGUAAUACAAAGACAAACUGAAAUAUAUUUGUGAAGAACUGAAAGACAAAACCUUUCAGGUUACUUGAACACAGAGUAUUACAUGGACAAAAAAAUAUGCGACAUGUAUAAAUAUAUAUAUGCUUAAAUAUCUGCUUUUUACUGAACUUUUUGUAAUUAUAAAUAAAAAACCUGAUUAAA
Argiope bruennichi is the source of this 1539-nucleotide messenger RNA. It is a transcript of the gene Cdk9, whose product is annotated as cyclin-dependent kinase 9-like. Lineage: Eukaryota; Metazoa; Arthropoda; Arachnida; Araneae; Araneidae. The transcript has 8 exons. Gene Ontology annotation, molecular function: ATP binding; cyclin-dependent protein serine/threonine kinase activity. Gene Ontology annotation, cellular component: nucleus. Gene Ontology annotation, biological process: protein phosphorylation. The record is from RefSeq and is a predicted model, not a curated record. The coding region runs from base 177 to 1340 and encodes 387 amino acids.